Hyaloperonospora brassicae is the source of this 1083-nucleotide messenger RNA. The record is from the annotation of a GenBank genome assembly. Lineage: Eukaryota; Oomycota; Peronosporomycetes; Peronosporales; Peronosporaceae.
AUGGAGAAGAAGCCCAAGCACAGCAGCGCAACGCACGUCGUCCCGGUUGUGGAUGUGCCAACGGAAAGCGUGCAGCGUGCACUCGCCUAUUGCACUUGUCUGUACAGUCAGCAAGUGGAUCGCGUUGAGACGGCAAUGAUGGAAUGGGAAGACGCGUUUGUUCGACUGGAGUCAAAAGAGCUAUGUGACUUGGCGAAAAUUGCCUCGAACUUGGAUAUUCAGCCACUGGUAGACCUCACGUGUCGCUCGAUCGCACAGAUCAUGUCGGCAACGUCUGAAGCCGACGAGCUGCGGAGGAAGUUUGGGCUGGAAGAUCCGCCUGAUGUUGACUGCACUUGUGAGCUGCGCAGCGACAUGACGGGGUUUGACUUUGACAUGUUUGAUUCGCUGGAUCACGAUCUCUCUACCGAAGAAUACGAGCUAGUGGAGUUUGACCAGCCAAGCGUUGAUGAGCUGGUAAGCUUUAUCAACGGCAGCGGCAGCAAUCCACAGACGCCACCGAUUGCGGUGCAGCAACGCCAAGCUGAAGAAGUGGCAAGGAAGAAUUGCCAUUUUCACGGGGAGAACUCGCUGGACUUUAACGACUCGAAUAACUGCAACGUCUCGUCCGGGAAGAAGAAGCGCAAAAAACGCAAAAAGAAAAAGUCGCCCCCUGCUUCACUGCAUUCCGACACGAAGACAGAGUCCGCUGCUGAGCCUGGCGUGAACGUGGCAGACAAGCGUGUUCAGGAGUCUUGCAGCAGCGACGACGAGAAUGAAGCACACGAUCUCACUCUGGCAAGACCGGCGAGUUCCCGGAAUAGUGAUAGCGCUAAAUUGCAAACGCUGGAAGAGAAAGUGAGGCUCGCGCGACAAAACCCAAGUGCAGUGUUCAAGGAAUCGCAAUUUGAAGACGAUGAUGACGAAGACAUGGCAAAGGUGAUCAAGAUGUUUGAGAUAAAUCUUGAGUCUGCGUACCACGACUCUGGCAAUGAGAAGAAGAUGCGUCUGGACUUUGCACCGCGCGAAGUAUUCCGGUCCCCCCGAGUGCGCUCGUCGCAGUUGGAGUAUGUGCAGCGCCAUCGGUCGGCUACGACGACGUAG